Molecule: messenger RNA, 1461 nt
Organism: Oppiella nova
Lineage: Eukaryota; Metazoa; Arthropoda; Arachnida; Sarcoptiformes; Oppiidae
Source: the annotation of a GenBank genome assembly
AUGUCCGACGAUAUGGAAAUGGAUGCGAAAAGUAGCGAUGAAGGGGUCGGUGCCGGCCAGUCAUCGACAGCCACGACCAGCCAGUCCUCCACCGACGACAAGCCCUGCGCCCAGUCUUCCAAAAGUAGUGCGAAUAGUGUGGGUAACGAUUGCGCGACCCGUGCGACGGCACCGGCACCUCAGGAGCCGAUAGCGGCCACGGCUCGCAGCGCCUGUACGUCGACGGGCGCGACAGUGAAGCGGAAGUUCCGUUCGCUGACGUUCGGCCGGAGCCGCAAGAAGUCGUUACAGUGUUUGGCAAACAAUAAAUGCAAACAAAACUGCGGCAAUCAUUGCUGUAAUAACGCCACGAAUGGUGAUAAUCAUCGCGAGAACCAGAAGAAUAGUACGACUAAUAGUAAUCAUAGCAACGGAUCCAAUGAAAUCAAGUCUUCGCAGCGCAAGAAGAAGUCGUCGGGAGUGUGGGUGCCGUUCAAACUGUGCGCCCGAACCGACUCGUGCGCCGACGUCCGCCAGUCGGCCGACACCGGCGACGCUGACGACGACUCCUGUGUCUGUACGGCGUAUAAGAAGACGGUGUCCGUAGAGCUACAGCCGUUGCCGGUCGUCGAUGGCGAUCAUCAGAUGGCCAGCACUUCCAGUGGUGGCAAAUGUGGCGAUCGAUUCAAUCGGUUACACAAUACCGCCGAAGCCAUGGACGACAGGAGUCGAGCGAUUAACGGACUGACCGCUCGGGAUAUGUCGACAAUCGACGAGUUCUCGAUGGCCAACACGUCCCGCAAUACCGACACCUAUAUGGAGACCUACGGGUUGGCGUCGGGCGGCGCCAACAGUCCCGACACCACCGGCGCCUACCCUAUGCCCACAUACGGCGGUCAACGGCCGGUGCAAGAGGUGCGUACGAUGCAAGUGAAGGUGUCGGAGCUGGCGCUGGCACUGCGCAGUCAACUGUCGCUGACUGUGAGCCCCUACCCAUACCUGGCCCGUUGGGGCGAAGUGGCUGAGCUGACCCCGGGAUUCCUCAACCGGUUCUGCGUGCGCUCCGACUCGGCUCAGGGUCUGAGCGACGGGGGCUGCCCACAGAUCCACACGCAGAUCGAUUACAUCCACUGCCUGGUGCCGGACCUGAUGGCCAUCACCCGGUGCGGCUUCUACUGGGGCAAAAUGGACAGGUAUGAGGCGGAACGGCUGCUGGACAACAAGCCCGAGGGGACGUUCCUGUUGAGGGACAGCGCGCAGGAGGAGCACCUGUUCUCCGUGUCGUUCCGGCGGUUCGACCGCUCCCUCCACGCCCGCAUCGAGCAGUGGAACCACAAGUUUAGCUUCGACUCCCACGACCCGGGUGUUUAUUCAAGCGAUACUGUGUGCGGGCUGAUUGAGCACUAUAAGGACCCGGCUCACUGUAUGUUUUUCGAGCCCAUGUUGACUAUACCCCUCCACCGGAACUUCACGUUCCCGUUG